Molecule: messenger RNA, 2351 nt
Organism: Cryptomeria japonica (Japanese cedar)
Lineage: Eukaryota; Viridiplantae; Streptophyta; Pinopsida; Cupressales; Cupressaceae
Product: leucine aminopeptidase 1
Exons: 10
Coding region: 175-1992 (605 amino acids)
Biological process (GO): proteolysis
Cellular component (GO): cytoplasm
Molecular function (GO): metalloaminopeptidase activity; manganese ion binding
Source: RefSeq, a predicted model, not a curated record
UUACCGCACAAUCCAGGGUGAGAUGCAUGGUGAAUUUGAUGUGAUAUGGUGUUGAAUGAGGGGGAGCAGUUACAUGCCAGCAAAGGGUGAUAAGGAAGGAAAUGGAAUAAAUCAAAGACUUGCAAUCCAUGAAGCAUGCUGUGUUCUCUCCCUAACAAAUAGGAGGGGAGAGAGAUGGUGGGAAUAAGAAUAAAUGUGGCGUCAUCGUGCUCAUCAAUACUCAUUGCAUCUCGGGGGACUUUGAAAACGCUUCCCGUGGGAGUCACACUGAAAUCAGCUUCAUCAACCUUAUCACAUUCAUUCUGUUGCACUCGAGCUAUUGCUGCUGCUGGUGACAAGAAUAGGACUUUUGGCUCAACCAGUUUUCUAUUCAGUGGAUUAAACCCUCAUAUCACUCGCAGCUUCAGUGAGAUGGGGAAUAGGGGAGUGCCCAAGGCUCUCUAUACACUGGGAUUAACUAAGCCUGCCGAGUUAUCUCUACCACAGAUUGCAUUUUCUGCAAAGGAAAUUGACCUGAAAGAAUGGAAGGGUGAUAUCUUGGCUGUGGGUGUGUUUGAGAAGGAUGUAUCGAAUGGUGUAUUCGAGAAUGGUAGGUUGAAAGAGCUGGAUGGCUUUGUUAAUGGUGUGUUAAGCGAAGUUGCGAAGGAGGAGGACUUUUCAGGGAAGAUCGGGCAGACAACAUUCGUAAGGCUUUCUGGCUUUGGAUUCCAGAGGCUGGGUUUAGUUGGGCUUGGAAAGAAGAAUGGGGUAAACAAGGCGUUGAAGGGCUUCGGAGAGGCCCUUGCUGCGGCUGCUAAGAGUGCCCAGGCUAUUCGUGUGGGCGUCAUAUUACCCUCCGCUCAAGACUUGUCAACUACUGUCAAGCUUGAUUUUUUAUCCGCCAUCGCAGCAGGAGUGCUUCUGGGCGUUCACGAGGACAAUCGUUUCAAAUCAGAGGCAAAACAGCCCCUUCUGAAGAGUUUGGAUUUUCUUGAACUGGGCAGUGGUCUUGAGUUUGAACAUAGAUUUAAGUAUGUAGAGCAAGUUUGCUCCGGUGUUUUUCUAACUAGGCAUCUUGUGAAUGCACCCGCAAAUGUACUUACACCAAGUGCACUUGCAGAUGAAGCCUCCUUUAUUGCUUCUACAUACAGUGAUGUGUUAACUGCAAAGAUACUAGAUGUAGAACAAUGUAAAGAGCUGAAAAUGGGAUCAUAUUUAGGAGUAGCAGCAGCAUCUGCUAACCCUCCAAAAUUCAUUCACCUUAUUUAUAAACCUCCAACCGGAGAUGUUAAGACCAGGCUUGCUAUAGUGGGAAAAGGGUUGACAUUUGAUAGUGGAGGUUACAACCUCAAGACAGGACCAGGCUGCAGUAUUGAAUUGAUGAAGUUUGACAUGGGAGGUUCUGCGGCAGCUUUAGGUGCAGCAAAAGCUAUUGGUCAAAUCAAGCCUUUAGGGGUGGAGGUUCAUUUUAUUGUUGCAGCAUGUGAGAACAUGAUCAGUGGCACUGGUAUGCGGCCUGGCGAUGUAAUUACAGCUUCAAAUGGGAAGACAAUUGAGGUAAAUAAUACAGAUGCUGAAGGUCGGCUGACACUGGCAGAUGCUUUAGUAUAUGCAUGUAAACAAGGUGUUGACAAGAUUGUUGAUCUUGCAACACUCACAGGAGCUUGUAUAAUAGCACUUGGAAAUGAAAUUGCUGGAAUGUACACUCCCAAUGAUGACAUGGCAGAAGAACUAUCUAAAGCUUCUGAGGCUUCAGGAGAGAAAUUUUGGAGAAUGCCACUGGAGGAAAGCUACUGGGAAAGCAUGAAAUCAGGCAUAGCAGAUAUGGUGAACACUGGAGGUCGUCCAGGUGGCUCUAUCACCGCGGCACUUUUUCUGAAGCAGUUUGUGGAUGACAAUGUGAAGUGGCUACAUAUAGACAUGGCUGGCCCUGUCUGGAGUGAAAAGAAACGCUGUGCAACAGGAUUUGCUGUCCCAACCUUGGUAGAAUGGGUACUGAAAAACUCAUCAUGAGUGAUAUUGGAAAAAUCGAUUAUCUGGUUUCUUGCAUAUUUAUGAAAGCAUUAUCCUCAUUAGCAAGAAUCCAGAUGGACUAUGUAGUCAUCUUUUUUCAAAUUUUUAAAUAUAAGUUGUGCAUAGAGACAAUAGGAUUCCCAAUUUCUAUGUUUACUCAUUUUAGGGAUAAAUUGUUAGGGAAAAAAAGAACUGCUUACAAAAAAAUAAGGCUUGCUCUAUUAUGUGGACUGAGUUUUUGAUAUUGAUUAUUAAUGUUCCAUAGGUUUUGAUAUGCUUAAAAAAUUUCAGAAUCAACUUUCAAAAUCAAUGUACUGGUGUUUAAAGUUUUCUCAAUAAUAAAUGAUGGGUUAAGUUUA